GUUAUUGCGACGCUCUCAGCAGUCAGUUUCCUAAGUAGCCUAAGUACUGGCCUCUUAACCAUUGGCCUUCCACGGAUGGCAGUGGACAUUGGGUUGCAAGACUAUCUGAUCGCAUGGCCGUCAUCCGUAUAUACAUUGGCUAGUGGAUCUUGCCUAAUCAUCGCUGGAUCCAUCGCAGACGUUGUUGGCAACCGUCUUGUCAACACAAUAGGCUGCUUCUUGGUCGGCUGCUUCAUCAUAGCAUGCGGCGUUGGCAGAACUGGCAUUGAGUUGAUUAUGUUCCGCGCUUUCCAAGGCGUCGCUGUGUCACUUUGUCUCCCUACCUCUGUUGCAAUUGUUGCUAGCAUUACAACCAGUGGCCGCCAGCGAAAUAUUGGAUUUUCUUGCUUAGGUUUUGUGCAGCCCAUAGGUUUCUCUCUCGGCUUGGUCCUCGGCGGAGUGCUUCUGGAUACAGUAGGGUGGAGAGUGGGAUGGUAUAUAUGCGGUGGGCUAACAAUAGCUCUAUUUUUCAUCAGCUUAUGGGCUUUGCCGGUGGAUGAAAAAGCUGAAGGCACAGUCUUAUUACGACUUCGGAGAGACAUUGAUUGGAUUGGUGCAAUCCUGUCUUCUGCCUCUCUAGCACUCCUCUCAUACGCUCUUGGGGUGAUGUCGAGCGGUGUGCACAACAUUGCAAUCCCAGGGAAUAUCGCAGCGCUUACGGUUGGUGUACUGCUUAUCCCGUCUUUUAUCCUUUGGCAGCGGCAACAAGAAAAGGAGGGAAAACCAACCCUGAUCCCCAACUCCUUAUGGAACAAUAGAACAUUCACAACCGUCUGCCUUUUGGUUAUUUUUUCUUACGCUGUUGUAAAUGCUAUGGAACUUUUCUGCAGCCUAUUCUAUCAAAAUGUGCAGCAACUCUCUGCGCUCCAGGCGUCUUUGCGUAUCCUGCCAAGUCUCAUUGUAGGGGCAUUGGUACAAGUUUCAACUGGUUUACUAAUUCACAGAGUUCCUGCAUUUUAUCUGCUUCUCGUAUCCAUGAUACUGAGCGCGGGGGCACCACUCCUGAUGGCAACCAUAAGCGUGCACCAGCCGUAUUGGUUUAAUGCCUUCUUCGCACAACUUGUUUCUCCAUUUAGCGCAGAUAUCCUCUUCACUGUCGGUUUACUCGUUGUCUCUGAUGUAUUUCCAGCCCGCAUGCAGGCCUUAGCAGGAGCAGUUUUCAACACUGUUGCCCAAUUCGGUACUUCAGUUGGUCUGACUAUCAUGGCUGUUAUUGCAGCCUCGACCACAAACGGUUCUAAAUUAAAGGAUAAGAACUCUCCGGAUGCGCUCAUGUCAGGGUAUCGGGCGAGCUUCUGGGCUGCUUUUACUUGGAUGUGUUUGGCGUGCUUCAUUGGCGCCUACGGGCUGCGGAAGAUGGGAAGGGUUGGGCUAAAGAGAGACUAGCGGCGCUACGCAUACAAUUGCAAACUAUCCUACGUCAAUACAAACAUGAAAUUUUCAGUGGAAUAAAGACUGUAUCGACGGCUGAUUAGGAAUGAAUAUCGCAAUUUAGAUUGGUUGCUAAUAAUAGUGAGC
Molecule: messenger RNA, 1557 nt
Organism: Trichoderma asperellum CBS 433.97
Lineage: Eukaryota; Fungi; Ascomycota; Sordariomycetes; Hypocreales; Hypocreaceae
Biological process (GO): transmembrane transport
Cellular component (GO): membrane
Molecular function (GO): transmembrane transporter activity
Source: RefSeq, a predicted model, not a curated record